Messenger RNA from Fusarium venenatum, 1206 nucleotides. Its product is annotated as peptidase S8/S53 domain-containing protein. NCBI's taxonomy places the organism in Eukaryota, Fungi, Ascomycota, Sordariomycetes, Hypocreales, Nectriaceae. Gene Ontology annotation, biological process: proteolysis. The record is from RefSeq and is a predicted model, not a curated record. Gene Ontology annotation, molecular function: serine-type endopeptidase activity.
AUGCUCUCCUUCAAGAUCCUCCUAGCUCUGCUCCCCUCGGCCCUCGCCCAGUUUACAAUUGGCGAGGUUGUCGAGGAUAACUAUAUCAUUACUCUAAAGCCAAAGGUCAACGAGACUGAGAUAGAGCAGCACAUUGAAUGGGUUGACGAUAUCCAUACCGCAAGCUUAAUUCGUCGUGGCGAAGACGGCGUUGACAAGGUUUGGAACUCAACCUUUAAGGGGUACUGCGGCGAGUUUGAUAAGAAUACCAUCAGGAAGAUCAACCAAAGCGAGGAUGUCCUCGCCGUUGAACCGGUCAAGAAAGUCACGCUCACUACCGUUCAACGCAAUGCAGAAUGGGGCCUUGCUUCCAUCUCGCACCGGACUACCGGGUCAAGCGAGUAUCUCUAUGAUGCAUCUGCUGGAAAUGGCAUGUAUGCUUAUCUUGUUGAUACCGGUAUCAACAUUGGUCAUCAAGACUUUCAAGGUCGAGCCUCGACUGGUUACAAUGCUUAUCCUGGUGUUCCUUUCGUCGAUGCCAACGGACAUGGAACACACUGCGCUGGUACUAUCGCCGGUAAAGUAUACGGUGUAGCCAAGAGAGCGAAUCUUAUCGCGGUCAAGGUCUUUCACACUGGUAGUUCAACGACUGCCAUCGUUCUUGAUGGGUACAAUUGGGCAGUCAACAACAUCACCAACACGCCCGGUCGUAACCAGCAAUCCGUUAUCUCCAUGUCCCUCGGCGGUGGCAAGUCCGAUGCCUUCAACUUAGCCGUAGAAAUGGCCUAUCGUCAAAACAUCCACACCGUUGUCGCAGCAGGCAACGACAACGUCAACGCGAAUACCACAUCACCCGCAUCUGCCCAGAACGCAACCACGGUCGGCGCUAUUGACAGAAACAACAACAGAGCCAGCUUUUCUAAUUGGGGUCCCCUUGUGGAUAUCUUUGCGCCUGGCGUUGAUAUCAAAAGCACUUGGAUUAGUAGUGAUACUGCGACCAACACAAUCAGCGGCACGAGCAUGGCAUGUCCUCAUGUCGCGGGUCUGUCGCUUUACCUCAGGGCAAAGGAGAAUUUAAAGACUGUUAAGAGUGUGCAGGAUAGGAUUCAGCAGUUAGCGACGAAGAAUGUGGUUGCUAAUGCCGGCACUGGAAGCCCGAAUUUGUUGGCUUACAAUGGAGGUGUUCCUACGAGGGCAACAUUUAGAGAGUCUAAAGGACGAGAUUAG